Molecule: messenger RNA, 1571 nt
Organism: Pyricularia oryzae 70-15
Lineage: Eukaryota; Fungi; Ascomycota; Sordariomycetes; Magnaporthales; Pyriculariaceae
Exons: 4
Coding region: 475-1251 (258 amino acids)
Biological process (GO): mRNA export from nucleus
Cellular component (GO): nucleus
Molecular function (GO): mRNA binding
Source: RefSeq, a predicted model, not a curated record
UUCUCGUUCCUCCUUUUCUCAGUCUCUGGUUUUUCGUCCUCAUUCAUCAGCCAUCGCCCAUUCAACCACCGAAACGACCAUCACAAGGAGACCCUGUUUUAUUAUCUAUUUUCUUCUUCUCCGCAACGCUACAUCCAACUUCGUACGCAUUGCAUUAUCUAUCGCCAGCCAGCGAGACUUUUGUUCACGUCGUCCGGUCUGCAUUAACAUCGCGACCGAGUCAAGGCCGAUCCCGAAUCGUCCUGUCAAAGCGACUGUCAACAGACUUUUUUUUCUCUCAAGCCUCACAAUUCUCUGCCACAGCCAACUUUUCAGUUGGUAUCAACCUAAUUAAGUACAUUCCACGCCAUUUCGACCACGUUUUACCCUCGCGACCUGCCAUAUCGCGUCCCCACCGACAAGCUUGCGUCGCUCGAUUGCAAAGUUAGAUAUCUCACUUUUCAGUCAACUUAACAUCCGCCACUCCCAUACACAAUGUCUGCCGGAAAGCUUGACAAGUCUCUCGACGAGAUCGUCUCGUCUCAACGCCGCACUGCCGGUCGCCGCGGCGGUGCUGCCCGUCGCUCGACUGGCCGCCCGGCUCCCGCUGCCCCAGUCGGUGGCAUCCACAAGAACCCCAGGGCUGCCCGCAGCGCCGUCCAGAAGCCGGCGCCUGCCAAGGCCUCUGGAGCUCCCGGAACCAGCAAGGUUGUUGUCAGCAACAUGCCUAAGGACGUGUCCGAAGCGCAAAUCAAGGAAUACUUCGGUCAAUCCGUUGGACCCGUGAAGAGGGUCGAGAUCUCAUACGGACCCGGUGGAGUUAGCCGUGGUAUCGCCACGGUUACUUUUGCCCAUGCCGACGGUGCCAGCAAAGCUUUUGCGGAGCUGAACGGUCUUCUUAUUGACAACAAGCCCGUCAAGGUGGAAGUUGUUGUCGCGUCUGCCGACCAGAUUCCCGCCCCGAAGACCUUGAGUCAGCGGGUCACGCAAAACAAGGCGCAGCCCAAGUCUGCUGCAACCGACAAACGAGGUGCCACUGCUGGCAAGGGCGCUGGUGCUGGUGCUCAGGCCAACGGCGCGAAGGGUGCCAAGAAGGCCGCCCCACGAAAGGGUCGCAACGCACGCCCGGCGAAGAAGACAGCCGAGGAGCUUGACUCUGAGAUGGCUGACUACUUCCAGGGAGGCGAGACCAACACAGAGGCAGCACCUAACGGGGCUGCUCCCGCAGCCACCAAUGGUGGCGACGCUGCCAUGGAGGACGACAUCUUGUAAACAAGGUCUCCAAGGCUCAUGUCACUUGGGGUUCUUAUUUUGGCGAGAGCCAGUAGGAGAAAACCAUUCGCAUCCGGCAGAUAUUUUUACUUGAUUUAUUUCGUCACGGAGCUCAUGUUUUUUUUUCUCGGCGGCCGCGCAGGACAGGAUGGUUUUUUAUAAGGGGUAUCUGGCCCCUUGGCUCCAUUGCAUGGUUGCAUAAUGGUUCCUUUUUUUUUUGUCUUCUUUUUUUCUUACACCAGCGACGUAAUGUACAAAUAAAUUUCGAUGCGAUGGCACUCAGGCACUCUAAUAUAUGACACUCUCGGACGCUCCACAUG